GCAGAACCCUAAACCCUUAAAAGGGUUAAUAGAUGCAUUGAAUUGACCGACCGACUAUUUCUCGAUCAGAGUUUCGAUCAACAAUGGCGAAGAGUGUGAUCUCAAUGGACCAGCUGAAAGCUUUGUGGCACUCUGAGGUUCACGACGAACGAAAGUGGGCUGCUAACAUGAAACUUGUGAGAGCACUUGGGGUGUUUGCAGGAGGAAUCUUCCUCAUGCGUAACUUUGGUGAUCUCAUGGCUGUCUGAAGAAGAAACCUGAUAUAACAAUGGAGGAGCUUCUCUUAGUUUUUCACUUUCUCAGUUUUUGUAAUUUUGAAUGUCUCUGCUCUCUAUAGAACUGAUGUUCUAGUUUAUGAUUUCACCAUUGUGAUACGAAAAAUAUCUCAGUUGAAGAUUUGUUUCCAGUGACUGUGGUUCUUAUGUUAUGCUAAAGAGGUUAUUUUCAUGCACAA
Molecule: messenger RNA, 454 nt
Organism: Brassica napus (rape)
Lineage: Eukaryota; Viridiplantae; Streptophyta; Magnoliopsida; Brassicales; Brassicaceae
Product: mitochondrial import receptor subunit TOM5 homolog
Exons: 2
Coding region: 84-248 (54 amino acids)
Cellular component (GO): mitochondrial outer membrane translocase complex; mitochondrion
Source: RefSeq, a predicted model, not a curated record